UUCCGGUGUCCGGAUGUGACCACAUGAACACACCAGUUACACGUGAAAAAUCUGACAAAACAUACAGCUGAGACAAGAUGGACAUCACAGAGGUCCCCGUGAGCCAGGACAUUAAAUCGAAGAAAAGUAAAAACAAGAAGACAAAGAAGAAGAGAGUGAGUCCGGAGGGAGCGGCGAAGAAGAGCGGCGCGGAUCAGGAGGAGGUGGAGGUGAAGAUGGAGAAGACCGAAGCAGAGGCUGCCUUCCCCCCCACAUUCAGUGUGUCUGAGAUCAAGAAUAAACAGCGCAGACACCUCAUGUUUAUGAAGCUGAAGCAGGAGAAGAGGAAGCAAAAAAUUCAGUUGAAGAAAAAGAAGAAGAAAGAGCGGGAAGCUUUAGGUGACAAGGCGCCACCCAAAGAGGUCCCCAAGACUAUUGAAAACCAGAGGGUGUACGAUGAAACUACAGUCGACCCAGAAGAUGAAGAGGUUAGAUUUGAUGAAGGAACAGAUGAAUUUUCUGCAUACUUUAACGGACUGACGAACCCCAAAGUGCUCAUCACAACAUCAGACCGUCCCAGAGGGAGGACGGUGAAGUUUUGUGAGCAGCUGGCCACAGUGAUCCCCAAUGCUCAUGUGUACUACAGAAGAGGUCUGGCCCUGAAGAGGAUUAUCCCUCAGUGCAUCGCCAGGAACUUCACCUACCUUAUGGUCAUCAACGAGGAUCGCAAAGUGCCCAAUGGUUUGGUCCUCUGUCACCUUCCUGACGGUCCAACUGCACACUUCAAAGUCAGCAGUGUUCGACUACGUAAAGAGAUGAAGAGACGAGGGAAGGAUCCAACCGAACACUUUCCAGAGGUGAUCCUGAACAACUUCAGCACCCGCCUGGGCCACAGCAUCGGACGCCUGUUUGCCGCUCUCUUUCCACAGGACCCUCAGUUUGUGGGUCGACAGGUUGCCACUUUCCACAACCAGAGAGACUUCAUCUUCUUCAGAUUCCACAGGUAUAUCUUCAAGAAUGAGAAGAAAGUUGGCAUUCAGGAGCUUGGACCUCGCUUCACCCUCAAACUCCGCUCUCUGCAGAAAGGCACAUUUGACUCCAAGUUUGGAGAGUACGAGUGGGUCUUGAAGCGCCAUGAGAUGGAUGCCUGCAGAAGAAAGUUCCAGCUUUGAACACGUAUUAAACCAGCCUUCAUGGUCAGAAGGGUGGAAUUACAUUUUCUCUACAUGGAGACAACAUUUUAUGGCUUUCCUACACAAAGGAACAUUACAGUGGGCAUGAAAAGAUAUCUGGAAGUCGUUUAUAUGUGUUCUUUUGACUGUGACAGCUGGAUUUGACAGGAUUAUGUCCCAGCUUUUAUAAAGAUGUGUCUACAGCUUUGCUCCGGGUUGAGGUAAGACAUAGCAGGUGUUUUAGAGACACCAGGGAGGACACGCAGACACUCAGUCAGCUGCGAGUUAUGUUUAAGUUGUGUCUGUAGAUGGCCCAUUUCCAGAGAGAUCUCCACAUACUAUAAAAGUGUAGAUCACAAUAUCAAGUUGUAUUUCGUCUAUUUAAAUCACAUUAAA
This is a messenger RNA of Sphaeramia orbicularis (orbiculate cardinalfish), 1547 nucleotides long. It is a transcript of the gene rpf1, whose product is annotated as ribosome production factor 1 homolog. The record is from RefSeq and is a predicted model, not a curated record. The transcript has 9 exons. Gene Ontology annotation, cellular component: nucleolus; preribosome, large subunit precursor. Lineage: Eukaryota; Metazoa; Chordata; Actinopteri; Kurtiformes; Apogonidae. Gene Ontology annotation, molecular function: rRNA primary transcript binding. Gene Ontology annotation, biological process: maturation of 5.8S rRNA; maturation of LSU-rRNA. Bases 78 to 1151 code for a protein of 357 amino acids.